AUGAAAGGACUCUAUCCACUUCAAAUAAUUACUGAUUCUGAUAACAGAUUACUGAGUUAUGAACUCCAUACAGUUACAUGUAUAUCUAUUUUUAGCUUAUUGGUUCACAUCUAUGGCGGUCAAGAUCUAUUUGUGAAUGAGUACAGAACUUUAUUGUCUGACAGACUAUUACUAUCACUUGACUAUGAUGUCACAAGAGAAUUAAGGAACCUUGAGUUAUUAAAGCUGAGAUUUGGAGAGAGUAACCUCCAUUACUGUGAAGUGAUGAUUAAGGACAUCACAGACUCAAGGAGAGUGAAUGGACUCAUCAACAACAAACUAUCAAUCAAGAAACAGCAACAGGGUGAUGGUGAUGAUCAUGAAAAUGAUGUUAUUAUUAAUUCUUUCAUUCUUUCGCAUAUUUUUUGGCCUUCGUUUAGGAUAGAGACAAUGAAGCUACCAGCUUUUAUUCAAAAAAAGCUUGACGAUUAUAAUAAAUCCUUUCAAGAGAUAAAAGGGAUGAGGGAGUUGAAAUGGUGCCAUGAUCUUGGACAGGUUCAGCUGGAACUCGAAGUCAAUGAUCAGAUACUCAACUUUCAAGUGUCUCCAUCAAGAGCCAGUGUGAUAUGGCAGUUCCAGAAUAAAAGUGUAUGGAGCGUCGAGGACCUGAGUACUGAACUAGAGAGCACACCUUCAGUUAUAAGACGUCACUUGCUCUAUUGGGCGGGGCAGGGUGUACUCUGCGAAGAGAAGGAGGGUGAGGUUUUUAAGAUAUUUGAGAAAGAAGGAAUGGACGAUACUUAUCACGAAGGGGGCGUGUUUGAGGAAGAGUCGGCAAUGUCUUCCAUGAAAAGCCAAAAAGAAAACGAUUUAGAAGUGGUGUGGUCGUAUGUCACAGCCAUGUUAACCAACCUCGGUCCAAUGUCACUUGACAAGAUACACAACAUGCUAAGUAUGUUCAUGUUAUCAGGGCCGGGCGGAGGAGGAGGGGCGGGUCAGUCCAGCUGUACUGUAGCCGAAUUGAAGGCCUGCCUUGAUAAAAAGGUGAAGGGGCAGGAGCUGAUGUGUACUGGAGGAGUCUAUCAGCUUUGUAAGAAUAACUGAAGGGAAAAUUGAAAUGACAGAAAAUUAAAUUGAAUGACGUUUAGUUUAAUUGAUAUCAAUUGAUCUGUUUCUUGUUUUUAGUAUAAUUAUAUGUUACUUGAAUAAACAAUUUGGUAUCGUAA
Molecule: messenger RNA, 1205 nt
Organism: Amphimedon queenslandica
Lineage: Eukaryota; Metazoa; Porifera; Demospongiae; Haplosclerida; Niphatidae
Product: anaphase-promoting complex subunit 2-like
Exons: 8
Coding region: 1-1083 (360 amino acids)
Biological process (GO): metaphase/anaphase transition of mitotic cell cycle; protein K11-linked ubiquitination; ubiquitin-dependent protein catabolic process
Cellular component (GO): anaphase-promoting complex
Molecular function (GO): ubiquitin protein ligase binding
Source: RefSeq, a predicted model, not a curated record